Messenger RNA from Oncorhynchus tshawytscha (Chinook salmon), 5734 nucleotides. Its product is annotated as rho GTPase-activating protein 11A. The transcript is spliced from 12 exons. Lineage: Eukaryota; Metazoa; Chordata; Actinopteri; Salmoniformes; Salmonidae. The coding region runs from base 1054 to 4047 and encodes 997 amino acids. Gene Ontology annotation, biological process: signal transduction. The record is from RefSeq and is a predicted model, not a curated record.
CUUUGUCUGUCUUGACUACAACGCAAAGCAUAUUGAAACAGACAGCAGGAAGGGGCAGAAUAGAGGAGGCCAUUGUUACAAGAUUAAGGGUGAGGAAGACUUUAAAUGUGAUAGGAAAUAAUCCGACAGGAAAGUGUGAUUAUUGCCAGGAAACAGAGACAGGGGAGCAUGUAUUUUUACAGUAGCUUGUGGGUGCUUUAUAUGCACCACAGUCAGUUAUGAUUGCAUGUCAACUUAUAUUUACUAAAUAAUUAUUAACAUAUGUCUACUGUAUGAUGUUUUAAUAGAAAAGGGGCUGAGUUAGGAUUUAGUUUCUCAGUCUCUGGCCCACACUCCAGUCCAUUAGGUCACGGUAAUGCACCAUAAUGUUGGAUGCCAACAGCCGAUAAACCCCAACGAAGAAGAAAAAUAACAUUGUGUGGGUCUUAAUAUUUUGAACCCACUCUAGCCAAUCAGAGCGGAACAUGUAGAAACGCUUUUGCCGUUUAAAAGAUGUGCGGAAAAAUAUUUCAGGGAACCUUAGUCUGCAAGCAAUAUAGCUAGCUAAAGCAAAUCAGAUUAUAUAAAAACAAGAGAAUAGCUAUGUAUUCAGGUAAAUGCUAGAAUACAGAUUUAGGCAUACGGUAAUAUAAAUUAGUUAUGGUUUGCUAGCUAUGAGAAUUGUUAACGUUAGAUGAUAUCGAACUUGGGCUAGUCACACGAGAAUGAUCGCGCCUAGAUGGGUCGAUUCUGCUGGGACUGGAUAAUUGGCAGUGACUCGGCGGUUGCUUUUAGGUCGACCUAGCUAGUUGCAAGUUACGUGUAGAAUGAUUUGGUAUGUCAAGUUAGUUAGAUUGUUUUGAAUGAGAACGGCAUACGCAAAGAAUUGUUGGCGAUUUAAAAGGAAGGAGACGUGCGGACGUGGGUUACGAUAACUAAUUUAGCUGUUAUACUGACGCGUUAGAUUCAAGAGUGAUAAUAGUAGCUAAGCAUAGACCUGCAAGUUGGCUAAGUUGGUACAGUAUGUGUUGAAAGUUUAAGAAGGCACAGUGAAAGUAAUUUGUAAAGUUAAAGAUGAAAGUAAUGGAAAGAAAUGUGAUGCGCCUGGCUAUUGUGCAACACCUUCGUACUGCUUAUGGGAUAAAGACUAAGAAUUGGAACAAAAACAAAGCACGCACCAGCUGCAAGUUGACAGCUAAGAACAAGGUGAAAGUGUUUGGUGUACCGCUGGAGAGCCUUCUGCAGUACAAUGUGGAGAAUGCGAAUAUACCAUGCUUUCUCAUAGAUGCAUGUGCAAGUCUGCUGGAGCAUGUGGAUACAGAGGGCUUGUUCAGAAAGUCUGGCUCUGUUGUUCGUCUGAAAGCACUCCGGGUGAAGUUGGAUAAGGGUGAGAGGUGCCUAUCCACUGCCCUGCCAUGUGAUGUGGCUGGCUUGGUCAAGCAGUUCUUUAGGGAGCUGCCGGAUCCCGUUAUGCCUACAGAGCUGCAUGAUGCCUUCCUCAAGGCCCAGCAGCUGCCCACAAAGGAGGACAGGACCUAUGCCACCCUGCUGCUUUCCUGUGUACUGCCUGACCAGAACAUGAGCAUUCUACGUUACUUUUUUGGCUUCCUCAACAAAGUCUCUCAAAGGAGUGGUGUGAAUAAGAUGGACAGCAGUAACCUGUCUGUGAUCCUGGCUCCCAACCUCUUACACGCUGGAGACGGGGCAGACAAGAUGAACGCCAGCACAGAGAAACGCCUCAAGCAACAGGCAGCUGUGGUCCACUGCCUUAUAGAACACGCUUCAGACUUUGGUGUGGUACCUCAGUUCAUCAUGGAGAAGAUUCCAGCCAUGCUGGGCUGUGAGGCAGAUGUUCUGUUCCCUACUCUUGAGCGACUAGAGGACUUGGACACAAAUUCAGGGGCCAAGAGGAGAUGCAGGCGCAGUCUAGGGGAUAUGGUCAAUGGAGCUCUGAAUAAGUUAAAAACAAAUAGAACACCCACAAAUACUCCCCAGUCAGACAGAUAUGUCUUUUCUUCUGCAACUCCUGUGAUAAUUACUCCCAGCUCCAAGAGAGAAAUUCCUUUGGAAUCUGGUCAUAGUUAUGGAUUCUCCAACAAGAAACGGCGAUCCAUCAAAAAUAACCUUGGUGUAGAAUUAUUUCCUAAUUCUCUGUUCGUUGGAAGCUCCACUCCUGGACCAGGAUACCUUGACCCAAGUGCCUCAAAAUCCCUCGACUCCUCUCAUAAUGCUUUGGCCUUAGUUGGGAGGUCCAGCAGGCAGUCUGCCAGCUCUGCAAGGAGAAAGAGCAAACGACUGAGUCGCCGACAUUUUGUCGACAGAGUAGAGUCAGGGAAGGCUGGUUGCUUCUCUCCCAAGGUCACCAAGAAAGAAAAUGUUCGCAAGUCCCUGCGCCUUCGCUUCAGCCUGGGCAAGAGCAGCAGAGAUCCUAGAGAGGGUUCAGAGUUCAUUGGUUGGCGACUUGCCACUCCAGAGAGCAACACCAGUUUUUGCUUCAGAGACGCCAAAUUUAGCCCUACUGUUUUGCGAAACAAGAGUGCCUCAAAGGGCUCCAAGUUUUACAGUAAGUCAGAGGACAACCUGCUAUCCCCCCAGUGUGACGGCAGUGCCCUCCGGACGUCUUGGAGUGGGGAGACCCAUGACGAGGGCCAUGUCUUCAGCGGAGGCUCCUUCACCGACACCCCCAUUAACAUGUGUCUGAAGAACAACUACUACUCUGAGCCUGCCAUCGUGGUGGCCAAGCCCCCCAUGGUGGCCAGCUUCCCCAAGAAGCUGUGCUGUGCCUCCAGAGCUGAGAGCCUCGAGAGUGAGUGCUCAUUCAGCCAGACUCUGACCAGGCCCACCCUGCUCAAGAUCAAAAGAGCCUUCACUGAGUCCGGGAGCGACCUACAGGGAGUACUGAGGGAUGACGGUGCCCCCCCUGAAGGGGGCAAGGCAACACAGCCUGAGAACACUCAAACCGAUUCAACAGAUUCAACUCCUUCUGAAUCUUCUACACUCAAAGGUGUGUCACCAAACAAAGAGCGUUCUGGCAUGCCAACUCCUUGGAGGCAUCUAGCUGAUGACCAGAACAUCACAUUUGGUCAGAUUGAGUUUGUUCCUCUGUCUCCCUUGUAUAUAGAUAGUGCCCUGUUUGAAGUGGGAGGAUGUGGCAGUCUGUCAGAGAAGGCCUGUGACUGGUCACUGUGUGCUGGUGACAGGUCUAUAGCAGGAGAGGCAGAUACUGUGGCUGAGCAGGUGAACUGCAGCAAGCUGAUCGAUGCCCUGGACAUCCAGAGCCCUGCUCACUUCACACGCAGCAUUGCUGCUGGGGUCCAGUCCACUCCAUACAGAGCUUCAGGGCUGGAGUACUUUCAGGAGCUCAAGACUCCUCUUCCCCCUCUGGGUACAGUGCCUGUAAUGGUACAUGUUGAGGCUGUGGCAUCCCCAGAACCCAGUGCCCACCCCCAGAGGCAGGAACAGCAGCCGUUGGAGCUGCCUUCCCCGGGCAUCCUGGAGACCCACAGGCUAAGGGUGGUAGACCACAUCCAGCGCUUCAAUAAGCUCACCCUGUGUUCACCCAAAUCACAGGCCAAAGCAGUCAGGUCCCCCCUCAAGUUCCAGCGUACUCCUGUGCGCCAGUCUAUCCGCAGGAUCAACUCCUUGCUGGGGGACAGGUGGCCUGUCCCGGCUGGUAUCACCUCCUCCAGCCAGGUAACCACCAUCCCUGUGGGAGAGGCUGUCAGCCUGGAGAGUGGCCUGUCUGCUGGGGCUCAGCGCCAGCCAAACGAUCAGGGAGGCCCCACACUUGACACGGUCCGCUCCACAAAAACCUGCUCUCCUCCAGUCCCACCCAAGAAGCCAGCCAGCAUCGCCGGCAAACCCAGGAAUUACACUCUAAGCGAUGUGACCAACAAGGUACAACUGAAGACCAAAGGUGUGACACCUGUUAAAGACCCAGGAGGUGAAGGUGAGAGGUCUGUGGUACAGCAGGUGGCUGAGAAGGAUGUGUAUUACUACAGAGGCUCCCCCAGGAACCUCCUCAACGAGGGCAGACUGCUGUCAGCCACCAAGCCCAUAGACCUCUAGUCUAGUAGAACUCACCCUUCACUAUACAGGUCUCCCUAUCUGGAUAUAUACUGUCUUAUUGUAUAGCUUCAAAACAUUCCCUCAAUUUUUGUGUCUUCAGUUGUUUUCAGGGAUUUAAUUUAUUUUGCUUCUUAGAUGCUGUUCUUUGAGUGCUUGGGGUGACUGAUCUGUUGCAUUGCCUUACUAGUUUACUCUGUUGGUAAGAGUUUUGCACAUGCAUAUCAGUGUAAAGGAAUGUGUAUAUUUUUGAAGGUGUUUGUAGUCUGUUAGACAAGUGUGAAAGGCAAUUGCUGAACGGUUGGGUGUAUGGCUUGAAGGUGUUAGAGUUAAAGGGCAACACCACUUUAUAACCAGUUAUUAUGCUGUUCGUAUAUGCCCCACCAUAAGAUCUGAAACUAAUUUGUCUGUCAUACUGCACGAUUCCUAGUUUUUGUCAUUUAAGCUUCUGCACUGCCCUCAUCUACAGUAUACUGCAAUUCCCAGGUUGCGUUUCACCUACCAGGAUGCAAUGCUCCGUCCAGUCGACAGUUAGCUUUACAAGCUUCAUCUGAGUGCAUUUCAUAUUAUAAUGCUUGCAUGUAUAUCAUGCUGAAUAUAUGUUCAUCCCACUGUCACCAAUCAACUGCAUUACACUCAAAUAAUGGAAUUUAGAUGCUAACGAAUGCUAAGCAUAAGUUACUGUAUCUGAUGGUUAGCUAGCAUUCUAGCUAGCCUGACUGCUACAUCCGAAAUAGGUUUUUGCAACAAUAACAGCUGAGUUUAAUCUUAGCUACUGUCUUAAACAACAGUCCAAACAACAUGUAGGCCUGUUAGAACACAUUUAUUAUGACAUUUACAAGCAAAUCACUAUGGAAUCCUAGUCUCUCAUUUAAGCCUGUAUAUUUUGUGCUGACAUUAGCAAUGCUAGCUAAGUAGCUAACCCUGUUCCAUUGGAAGUAGUGUGCUCAACAAUAGCUGCCAAAUAUAGCCUUAGCAACCAUCUAACAAUAUUAGUUAGGCCUAUUGGAACUAAUGAGAAUAUAGUCUAUUUGGAGCUGCAACUUUGUUGGUGGUGGGAGUGGUUUUGCCAAAUGGAAUCAUUGCAAUUUGAGCCUUGAACAACAGAAACACAUGGAUGUAAACUAGCUAUACCUAUCUAUAGGUUUUUUGAGCAUUUAUUUAUUUUACAGAUGUUAUUAGACGAAGACAACCGAGCAACAUAUGAUCAGAACUAGAUGGGUUAUAUCGAUAGCUGAAAAUGACUGUCCAUUUAUUUUAUUAGUCAGUAAAUAAUCUGGUUUUGCGCAUCACUAAACAGUCAAUAUAUAUGAAAUCAUGAAAUUACACGAACUGUAAGACUUCAUAACAACCCAGAUGUUAGAAGUGCCAAAUUUGCCCGUGAAGGUUUUAUUUUUGUUUUUAUUUAUUUUUUCAUUGUGGUCCUAAUUUGGUAAAGGUCUACAAAACUGUUUCCCUGCUUUUAUUUUCUAUAAUUCAAUACAGUUCCAUUCAAUACAGUAUAAUACAGUUCAUUUGCUUUGGAUUAAACAUGUGAACUGACCAAGACACUUUCAGGGGGGGAAUUUAUGAAUUAAACUUGUCAAGCUGUAUUUAUUUAAAGCACCUCUGCAUUGCAGUCUGACCAUUUCAAAACUUGUCAUUUUUGUUAAAUACACUGCUCAAAAAAAUAAAGGGAACACUUAAACAA